AUGCAGUUUUCGAAAGACCUCACUGAGACAGAAUACAAAGUUCACCUGGUGAAGAUAGAUAGAUAUUCUACAAACAAAGAGUACCUAAGAUCUGUGGCGUUGUAUAAAUCAGAGUAUAUCUCCUAUGGGACAUUUGACGCGGCUGGAUAUGACUGGGAAGUACGUUACCAUCCAUUUCAUCCUGAUUUGAGCAAAGAGUGGAUAGCAUUCCGGCUUGGGCUGCGUAGCAAAGUGUGUGAGAAUGGGGUGAAGGCGACUCUUCGAUGUCAGUUAGUUGAUGUGACCGGAAUUCUCCCACCAUUUGGAGAUCAGCGUGCCACCUACAGAUACACGAAGCAAGAGGAAUUAGGACCACCAAUUUUGCUUCUAACACAUGAGGAACUACUAAAAUUGGGUUAUCUAAAAAAUGAUUCCUUGGCUGUGGAAUGCGCAAUCAGUGUUUGGAGAAGCCCGCGGGGAGCAGGAGCUAAUGUUCACCCCAGUGCUGGAUUGCCGUCCACCGAUUUGCACCAACAGCUUGGUGAACUACAGCAAAGCCAUAAGGGGGCUGACAUCACACUCUUUGUUUCAGGUGAAUCUUUCAUGGCACACAAGAUCAUACUCGCCGCUAGAUCUCCCAUCUUCAUGGCUGAAUUCUUUGGGCCGCCCAUGAAAGAGAGCAGCUCGGGUGUCGUCGAUAUCAAGGGCAUCGAACCAGCAGCCUUCAAGGCUAUGCUCCAUUUCAUCUACACCGACACAUGCCCCGAGCUCGCUCAACAGCACGGCAGCGACAUUGGGCGUCAAGAGUCGAUGGCCAUUGCACAACAUCUUCUUUCAGCUGCUGAUAGGUUUGGACUGGACAGGCUUAAGCUCAUGUGUGAAGACAAGCUUUGCAGUGGCAUCAACGUGGGCAUGGUUGCCACGAAUUUGGCUCUCGCGGAGCAGCACAGCUGCUGCAGGCUAAAGACCAGAUGCAUCAAAUUCAUUGUUGAUUCUCCUGCAAAUCUUGAGGCUGUUUUGGCAACCGAGGGUUACAAGCACCUCGUGGCAAACUGCCAAUUUCCCAUGACUGAACUUCUCAGGUCUGCCGUUGAGAAGAGGUAG
This is a messenger RNA of Miscanthus lutarioriparius, 1083 nucleotides long. The record is from the annotation of a GenBank genome assembly. Lineage: Eukaryota; Viridiplantae; Streptophyta; Magnoliopsida; Poales; Poaceae.